Darwinula stevensoni is the source of this 445-nucleotide messenger RNA. The record is from the annotation of a GenBank genome assembly. Lineage: Eukaryota; Metazoa; Arthropoda; Ostracoda; Podocopida; Darwinulidae.
AUCUUUGUUGACCACUAAUCGUAACUUUUGCAUUCACGCGACGGUGCUACCUAUUCCAAGUCGUUAUGUACGGCAGCGAUCGGCAACACUGUAAGAAUCCUUCCGGUCUCCAUCGCUAGCCAUCAUGACCAAGGGUACAUCCAGCUUUGGUAAGAGGAGGAACAAGACCCACACCCUCUGCCGGAGGUGUGGUCGGUCCUCGUAUCAUAUUCAGAAGUCGCGAUGUGCUCAGUGCGGCUAUCCCGCGAAGAAGAUUAGACAUUAUAAUUGGAGUGAGAAAGCACAGCGAAGGAAGACCACUGGCACUGGCAGACUAAGACACCUGAAGCUUGUUCAUCGUCGAUUCCGGAAUGGAUUCAGGGAUAUCAACCAGUUGCGGAAGAAGAAAACCAAGCAGCAAGGUGCCUCUGCUGCUGCCUCCCGACACCGUUGUUUUAUUAAUUAA